UUGUGCCCUGUUUGACGCAUCGGGGAGAGCAGGGCUGGGGAGAGGAGAGCAGUAACGGGUUGUUUCAUCGCUCUGUCCCGGCUUGGUUGUUGUCGGCUUCUUCUGGGGAACGCUGCUUCAGAUAGUCACCGCUUCGAACAAACACAGGCAGGAAGAUGGAGAUAGAGAAGGAAAUGAAGAAGGUGACUCUGGGCCACGAGUUCGGCGCCGGAGCGGCUUGUUUGAAGUGCAAGGAUAAGUGCGAGGGAUUCGAGCUGCACUUCUGGAGGAAAAUCUGUCGGAACUGUAAGUGCGGCCUCACAGAACAUAAUGUGUCGAUGAAUUCGGAGGAGAACAAGAAGGUCGGCAAGCUGUUUGAAGACACGAAGUACACGGGCCUCAUAGCCAAGCUGAAGACAGACGGCAUCCCCGGGUACCAGGGCAACAUGGUGACCAUCACUCUGCCCAGCCCCACCACUGCGUACACGGUGCCUCCUACUGCUUCCUCCACGACUGUACCCCCGUCCGCCACGGCGGGGUCCGUGCAGCCCGCUGGGACCCCUGCAGGAUCGGCGCCUAUUAGCUCGCCGUCACAAGCUCAAGGGAAGCCCCAGGUUCAGUCCGCACACAUCACUAUCACUCCAGUCAAGGCUCACAAGGUGCCUGUCGCCGCCAAUGCUACAGCGGCCAGUGUGGUCCCAGUCCCCCAGGAGGUUCCAAUGAGAUCAGUCACCUACGAGUGGGCACCCCCGGUGGCCAACAAGCAUCUGGUAAUGCGUUACAUCGAACUGCUCCCGCCUGAAAAGCGUCCGGUUGCUGGGUCAGAGGGGGCCGCUUACCGUCGGCAGCAGAUGGAUCGUCAGCUGCCUGAGCACGACCAGGACCCUUCCAAGUGCCACGAGCUGAGCCCUGCUGAAGUCAAGCAAAUGCAGCAGUAUGUCCGAAAAUGCAAGGAUGAGGCCUUGGGGGUUGGAGACGUCAUGCUGCCUGAGGAGAUGGCUCAGUUUCAGGCAGGCGGACAGGGUGCAGCUGCUGUGGGCGGUGGAAGUACAACUGGGGGGUCCGGAUUGGGUCCUAAAGCUGGUAUUGGAGGGGCUGGAAACAAACCGGGGGUUGAAGUUGGCGGAGCUAAUUCUGGGCCUGUUCUUGCCGGUUCUGGUGUUGGUGGAUUUGGACCUGGGGGCAGGGGAGCCGGAGCCGGAGCCGGAGCAGCUUCAAGGCCUGGUACUGAUCAGCCGGCUGGCCUCGGACCAGCAGGAGGCGCCAUGGGUACGGCUGCUACUGCCGGGGCCAUCGGCGUUGGACAUCCACAGAAGAACUUUUCGUGCCAUCACUGUAAGAAGCCCAUGCUGUUGGGGGAGCCGGCCGUCUACGCUGAGCGGGCCGGCUACGACAAACUGUGGCACCCAGCAUGCUUUGUGUGCUGCACCUGCAGCGAACUGCUGGUGGACAUGAUUUACUUCUGGAAGAAAGGCCAGAUGUACUGCGGGCGCCACUAUGGAGACAGUGAGAAGCCCCGGUGUGCUGGCUGUGACGAGCUGAUCUUCAGUAAUGAGUACACGCAAGCUGAGGGACAGAACUGGCAUCUGAAGCAUUUCUGCUGCUUCGACUGUGACUGCAUUCUGGCUGGAGAGACCUAUGUGAUGGAGAAGGACAAGCCCAUCUGCAAACCCUGCUACAUGAAAAACUACGCCGUGAAAUGCACUUCCUGCCAGAAAGCAGUGGAACCUGAGGCUCAGAGAGUUUCCUACGGCGAGCACCACUGGCACGCUGAGCCGGAUUGCUUCAGGUGCUCCGGCUGCACCAAGUGCCUGGUCGGCCAGCGCUUCAUGGCGGUGAAGAACUGCCUGUUUUGCUCCGUGGAAUGCAAGAAGAAAGUCAUGGCGUAGACGGCCAGUGCUAUUCUGGUUCCCUGCCAGAGCAGAGAGAACAACAACAGUGGACAGUGAUGAGGAGUUAACCUAUCAGUGUCUGUUACAGUUUUCUGUAAUAUGGAAAGCUACUGUAACAGUGGGUGUGUCCAUGAUUGUCUUUGAUUCAGGGUGGGAUGUAGGAGUUGAGCUUCUUGCACUGAUUUAAUCUGCAUUUCCAACUUUUUGCUAAGGCCCUGUUUACUUGUUGCCUCCUGCAUAUGGUAACGUGAUUUACAAAAACACUGCAGAGUUGAUUUAACACCUGUCUGCCAUUAUCUUUUGUAGCACUCCUCAUUGUCCAGAUUUCACUGUUUAUUCUUUGAGUUUCACUUAGUUGAAACAGAGAUCUUUAUUCUUGGUCAACAAAAUUUAAUAAAAAUGAUUGCAAGCUUA
Molecule: messenger RNA, 2285 nt
Organism: Fundulus heteroclitus (mummichog)
Lineage: Eukaryota; Metazoa; Chordata; Actinopteri; Cyprinodontiformes; Fundulidae
Gene: tes
Product: testis derived transcript (3 LIM domains)
Exons: 7
Coding region: 156-1868 (570 amino acids)
Molecular function (GO): zinc ion binding
Source: RefSeq, a predicted model, not a curated record